AUGAGAGAAUUGGUUCUAGCCGUGACUGAAAGCCAAGAUUCGAAAGAAAAUAACGAAUGCCUUGUCGAUACUUAUGAAUUUGAACCUCAACUACAAGCAUUUCCACCGAUAUUACACACCUUAUACUUUAUCCUCAGUUUAUAUCAAUUAUUAGCUGGCUUUGCCAUAACAGCCAUGCUGCGAGGGUACUUUGUCUUUACCUUGCUAAGCUUCUUCGUUAGUUUCAUUCCGGUGGCAGCAUUUAUAAUCAUCCAGACAGGAAGCAAUAGACGAUUUAUUACCUGGUAUUCUUACGCUGUUUUCGCUGCUGGAGCAUUAGAAAUUGUUGUCAGCGGAGUAACGUUAAUCAUUUUGGCAGUUUACUGCUGCUGUCAACCAGCAAAGAGUCUAACAGAUCAAGGUUAUUGCCCUUGUAGUUUUAUAAAUGGCGAUGAGGACACGAUCCAUGUUGAAGAAACUGUCAAUACGCGACUUUCUAUUUCUUAUGCGGCGGAAUCCACGAUAAGUGUCAAAGUAAAUGGAAAAGAACAAAGUCGGUAA
Molecule: messenger RNA, 540 nt
Organism: Trichoplax adhaerens
Lineage: Eukaryota; Metazoa; Placozoa; Uniplacotomia; Trichoplacea; Trichoplacidae
Exons: 4
Coding region: 1-540 (179 amino acids)
Source: RefSeq, a predicted model, not a curated record